Messenger RNA from Calypte anna (Anna's hummingbird), 732 nucleotides. RefSeq names its product tRNA phosphotransferase 1 (gene TRPT1). The coding region runs from base 18 to 710 and encodes 230 amino acids. The record is from RefSeq and is a predicted model, not a curated record. Gene Ontology annotation, molecular function: tRNA 2'-phosphotransferase activity; NAD+ poly-ADP-ribosyltransferase activity. The transcript has 7 exons. Gene Ontology annotation, biological process: tRNA splicing, via endonucleolytic cleavage and ligation. Lineage: Eukaryota; Metazoa; Chordata; Aves; Apodiformes; Trochilidae.
GGUCACGUGGAAGGAAGAUGGCGGAGGCCUCGGGGGGAGGGAGGAGGAGGAGGAGGAGGGAGAAGCCUCUCCGGUUCUGCCUUUCCCGGACACUCAGUUGGGUUUUGCGUCACGGAGCGGCGGAUGUGGGUUUGGAAAUGGGGCCGGACGGUUUCGUGGAGGUGGGGGCUCUGCUGCGCCUGCCCCAGUUGGCGGGGGUCUCGGAGGGGGAUUUGAUGCGGGCGGUGGUCGAGGACCCCAAAGGGCGCUUCGCCCUCAGCCCCCCUCCCCCCGCCCCUCCCCGCCGCAUCCGUGCGAACCAAGGGCACUCCCUGGAGGUGCCACUGCUGGAGCUGACCCCCCUGAGGACCCCCGGGUCGCUGCCCCCCACCCUUACCCACGGCACGCGGCGCCGCUGCCUCGGAGCCAUUCUGAAGGAGGGUCUGCGCCCAAUGGGUCGGAACCACAUCCACCUGGUGGGGGGGGAGGGGCUGCCGGUGGGAGCAGGGAUAAGGACGAACUCAGAGGUUCUGAUUGUCAUCGAUGGGACCCGAGCUCUGGAGGCUGGGAUCCCCUUUUUCUGCUCGGCCAAUGGGGUUUUCCUGAGCCCGGGGGACGGGGAGGGGCGAAUCCCCCCCAAGUUCUUCCUGAGGGUCCUGGAGCUGCACCCGGAGCGGCGUAGCGGGGGGGAGAGGGACACGGGGGGUGACUCUCCCCAUGCACAGGGAUGAAUAAACGACCACCGACCCCACA